Messenger RNA from Anopheles stephensi (Asian malaria mosquito), 3688 nucleotides. It is a transcript of the gene Pmp70, whose product is annotated as ATP-binding cassette sub-family D member 3. Gene Ontology annotation, molecular function: ATP binding; ABC-type transporter activity; long-chain fatty acid transmembrane transporter activity. The record is from RefSeq and is a predicted model, not a curated record. Gene Ontology annotation, cellular component: peroxisomal membrane. Lineage: Eukaryota; Metazoa; Arthropoda; Insecta; Diptera; Culicidae. The coding region runs from base 792 to 2771 and encodes 659 amino acids. The transcript has 9 exons. Gene Ontology annotation, biological process: long-chain fatty acid import into peroxisome; very long-chain fatty acid catabolic process; fatty acid beta-oxidation.
CAGCUACGGUCAUCAGCGACAAACGAACGAACGGACGGACGGUGCGGAGUUGUGUGUGUUUUUUCCUGGCUUUUCGAUUGAAAAGUGGUCCAGUGCUGUGGCGUGUGUUGUUGUUACUCCCAUUUUCCCUUUCCGUGUUUCGGUCCAUGUCGAUAUCGGUUUGUGCAAGAAUUCGUCCCGUUUUAUCGUCCGCCACACGGGUAACCUUCCGGACACCAAAAGUAAACUCAUGCGCAUUGUUUGCUAACAACAGUGUUGACAGCGUUGUGGUGGUGAAAUUGGCGUGUUGCAAGAGGUGUUAGUGGGAUAGAGCGGUGUGUGCGGUGUACGUGUCGGUCCGUGUGUAUGUGGACAAUCGCGCUUCAUCCAAAGGGGGGCAGGUAAGCCGUGGAUCAUCAUAACAGCACGCGCGCUAAGGGUUGGUCUUGCUAGACCGUUCCACGACCCGCAUUCGCAGCUCAUCAUCAUCAUUGUCGUGUCGGUGCCGCCGCCGUCGUCGUCGCAGCCAAAGCAAAAGCAGUCCGUACCCGCUCCGUGACAGGGGGUGGUAGUGUGAAAACGGGUGUGACAGGGGUGAAAUAGGGGUGUAGUGUGCACAUGUAGCCAACCGCACCAAUCAACCACUGUUAGUUUUGCGUCCGAUUAUCACCCGACACACACACACACACAGUCUUCUCCAAGUUCCGGAGUCCAGAGACCGAUCAACCCCGGGGACCGACCGAGUAGGGUGCGAUUCUACUCCGAUCAACAAACGCCUGCCACUGUUCGGGGAGUGUCCAGUAUCGGGCAGAAUGGCACCGAAUCUAAGCAAGCUGCUGGCGAACCAGAACGCCGUCGUCGGUGCUGCCGGAUGUACCGCGGCCGUCUGCAUCAUACUGUACGGUAAACAGAUCCACAAGAAUCGCAAGCAACGGCCGGAGGAUGAGAUACAGUAUCUAAUCAGCGACAAAAAGGAAAAGCGCAGCCCGAAGGCCCAUGUCAAUGCCGUUUUCUUCAACCAGCUGCGCGCACUAUUAGGCAUCAUCAUUCCGAAGGCAUGGAGCGUCGAGAACGGAUUGCUGGUCGUGAUUGCGCUGUCACUGAUUGCCCGGUCGGUCAGCGAUAUCUGGAUGAUACAGAAUGCGACGGCGAUCGAGAGCACAAUCAUUACGAUGAACAAGACGCAGUUCCGGACGGCGCUGGUGAAGUACCUUUCGGCCCUGCCCGCGAUCGCUGUCGUUAACAAUGUUCUAAAAUGGAGCAUAGGAGAGCUGAAGCUUCGCUUCCGAACGAACUUGUCGCAAUAUUUAUACAACGAGUACCUGAAAGGAUUUACCUACUACAAAAUGUCGAACCUGGACAACCGGAUAGCGAAUGCGGACCAGCUGCUGACGACGGACAUUGACAAGUUCUGCGAGAGCGUUACCGACCUGUACUCGAACAUCUGCAAACCCCUGCUCGACAUCGUGAUCUACGUGUACCGGCUGACGACCAACCUGGGCGGUACGACGCCCGGCAUCCUGCUGCUGUAUCUGUUCUUCUCCGGCGUGUUCCUUACCAACCUGCGCAAACCGACCGGCCGGCUAACGGUGAUGGAGCAGAAGCUGGAGGGCGAGUUCCGGUACGUGAACAGCCGGCUAAUCACCAACUCGGAGGAGAUCGCCUUCUACAAGGGUAACAACCGCGAGAAGCUAACGAUACUGGCGAGCUUCAACAAGCUGGUGUCGCACAUGCGCAAGUUCCUGGAGUUCCGCGUCGGCAUGGGCAUCGUGGACAAUAUGGUGGCGAAAUAUAUUGCCACUGUGGUCGGGUUCUAUGCUGUGUCGCUUCCGUUCUUCGAGAAGGAUCAUCCGUUGCUCACGGGAAGCCAACAGAGCGAACGGUUGAGCCGAUACUACACGUUCGGGCGCAUGCUGGUAAAGCUGGCGGAAGCGAUCGGUCGGCUGGUGUUGGCCGGGCGGGAAAUGUCCAGGCUUGCCGGAUUCACUGCCCGCAUGACCGAGCUGACGGUGGUGCUGAAGGACCUCAAUUCGGGCCGUUACGAGCGUACGAUGGUGAACAAUUCGGCCAUCGCCGAUGCCGGCCACAUCGGUCCCGGCAUGGGGCUGCUCAAGUUCCAGGACAAUUUGAUCAAGUUCGACCAUGUGCCGCUGGUAACACCGAACGGGGACGUGCUGGUGAAGGACCUGACGUUCGAGGUCAAAUCGGGCAUGAAUGUGCUCGUCUGCGGACCGAACGGGUGCGGCAAGAGCAGCCUGUUCCGCAUCCUCGGCGAGCUGUGGCCAACGUGGGGCGGCAAGGUAACGAAACCACCCGCCGGCAAACUGUUCUACAUUCCUCAACGACCGUACAUGACGCUUGGCUCGUUGCGUGAUCAGAUUAUUUACCCCCACACGCAUCAGGAGAUGAAGCGCCGCGGCAAAACGGACGCCGAUCUGCUCAACUACCUCGAUCUGGUACAGCUCACCUAUCUGCAGGUACGCGAGAAGGGGCUGGACGCGAUCGAGGACUGGAUCGAUGUGCUGUCCGGUGGGGAGAAGCAGCGCAUCGCGAUGGCCCGCCUGUUCUACCACAAUCCGCAGUUUGCCAUCCUGGACGAAUGCACGUCCGCGGUGUCGGUCGACGUGGAGGGCAGCAUGUACGAGUACUGCCGCAUGGUCGGCAUCACGCUCUUCACCGUGUCGCACCGCAAGUCGCUCUGGACGCAUCACGACUACUACCUCAAGUUCGACGGACACGGUGCGUACGAGUUUGGCCCGAUCGUCGGCACACAGGAUCAGUUCGGAUCUUAAAGUUGUGUGGCCCUCAGCAAUGUUGGGAUGAACGUGUCACACCUGCACACACACACACACACACAAAACAUAACUAGCGCAACGCACACGCAGGUAUGUUUCUAUUCACCUGGUAGCAGCUAUGGAUCGAUUGUUUUUUUCUGUUACCGGUAUCUUUUUAGUAGCUAAUAUCGUGUUGCAAUCGCAACGGAUAGAGUCAGCAGCGGAAGCGCCAAAUGCGCUUAGGCAUACAGGCUCGCGUGAGCUAGAGCAAGAAAGACAGUGUUGGACGACUGAUCGGGUAUUUUCUUCUGCUUUCCGUUUUUGCGUAUGUGUUAGUAGAUUACCAGUUUUUAUAACAAAAAAGAGAUAGUUUUUUCUUCUUUUAUUUCCCUAAAUAUUGUACCUUCCUUCUUGCUAUUGCCAAAAUCAUGUUCGUCCUUCGUCCUUUUCUUUUACUUUAUUUUUUCGGUAGGUGUUUGUUCUAGUACAAGGGUGCAGGAAACCAUAUUUUUUUAUAUAUUGUAUAAGUAAAACUCACUUUAAUGUACACACACACACAUUCAUACAUACACUGCAGUACGUACGGGCGAAGUAAUGUAGCUCUGGGCUCUGGGUGAAAUAUGGUUAAACCGUUUAAUUUUGUUUAAAAACUUUUCGAUUAUUCUAUACAACUCAUGUGUUUCAUAGCUCACGGCCCCGUUUUUUUUUACCUUUUUCUGAUGAUCAUUCCCAACGGUCGUUGUGUUGUGGGCCGCUUCCGUGCUGCAUAAGUCAGGCUUCGCGUGGUUAACACCAUAAGAUAAAUCAAUUAGCAAAGCUUUUACUUUCGGUUCGACUUGUUUCUCUUUAGUGCUCUUUUACUAGUGACGCGUAUGAGAAGGGCAGAAGUAAUGGAAAUACAGAACAAAGAACAAAGAUCAAUAUACCACCAACAA